Messenger RNA from Cercocebus atys (sooty mangabey), 3449 nucleotides. RefSeq names its product leucine-rich repeat LGI family, member 2 (gene LGI2). NCBI's taxonomy places the organism in Eukaryota, Metazoa, Chordata, Mammalia, Primates, Cercopithecidae. Bases 95 to 1732 code for a protein of 545 amino acids. The transcript is spliced from 8 exons. The record is from RefSeq and is a predicted model, not a curated record. Gene Ontology annotation, biological process: inhibitory synapse assembly. Gene Ontology annotation, molecular function: protein binding.
GCAGCGAGAGGCGCCCGCGUCUGCAGCGGCGCCGGGUCCGAGCGCGCUGCGCGACGGUGGGGGUCGGGGCCCGGGCGGGGAGCCGGGACUGGGCAUGGCGCUGCGGAGAGGCGGCGGCGGGGCGCUUGGGCUGCUGCUGCUGCUGCUGGGCGCCGCGUGCCUGAUCCCGCGGAGCGCGCAGGUGAGGCGGCUGGCGCGCUGCCCCGCCACUUGCAGCUGUACCAAGGAGUCCAUCAUCUGCGUGGGCUCUUCCUGGGUGCCCAGGAUCGUGCCGGGCGACAUCAGCUCCCUGAGCCUGGUAAAUGGGACGUUUUCAGAAAUCAAGGACCGAAUGUUUUCUCAUCUGCCUUCCCUGCAGCUGCUAUUGCUGAAUUCUAACUCAUUCACGAUCAUCCGGGAUGACGCUUUCGCUGGACUUUUCCAUCUUGAAUACCUGUUCAUCGAAGGGAACAAAAUAGAAACCAUUUCAAGAAAUGCCUUUCGGGGCCUCCGUGACCUGACUCACCUUUCUUUGGCCAAUAACCACAUAAAAGCACUACCAAGGGAUGUCUUCAGUGAUUUAGACUCUCUGAUUGAACUAGAUUUAAGGGGUAAUAAAUUUGAAUGUGACUGCAAAGCCAAGUGGCUAUACCUGUGGUUGAAGAUGACAAAUUCCACUGUUUCCGACGUGCUGUGUAGUGGUCCACCAGAGUAUCAGGAAAAGAAGCUGAAUGAUGUGACCAGCUUUGACUAUGAAUGCACAACUACAGAUUUUGUUGUUCAUCAGACUUUACCCUACCAGUCGGUUUCAGUGGAUACGUUCAACUCCAAGAACGAUGUGUAUGUGGCCAUCGCGCAGCCCAGCAUGGAGAACUGCAUGGUGCUGGAGUGGGACCACAUCGAAAUGAAUUUCCGGAGCUAUGACAACAUUACAGGUCAGUCCAUCGUGGGCUGUAAGGCCAUUCUCAUCGAUGAUCAGGUCUUUGUGGUGGUAGCCCAGCUCUUCGGCGGCUCUCACAUUUACAAAUACGACGAGAGCUGGACCAAAUUUGUCAAAUUCCAAGACAUAGAGGUCUCUCGCAUUUCCAAGCCCAACGACAUCGAGCUGUUUCAGAUCGACGACGAGACGUUCUUUGUCAUCGCAGACAGCUCGAAGGCUGGUCUGUCCACAGUUUACAAAUGGAACAGCAAAGGAUUCUAUUCUUACCAGUCACUGCAUGAGUGGUUCAGAGACACGGAUGCAGAGUUUGUUGAUAUCGAUGGAAAAUCGCAUCUCAUCCUGUCCAGCCGCUCCCAGGUCCCCAUCAUCCUCCAGUGGAAUAAAAGCUCUAAGAAGUUUGUCCCCCAUGGUGACAUCCCCAACAUGGAGGACGUACUGGCUGUGAAGAGCUUCCGAAUGCACAAUACCCUGUACCUUUCCCUCACCCGCUUCAUCGGGGACUCCCGGGUCAUGAGGUGGAACAGUAAGCAGUUCGUGGAGAUCCAAGCUCUUCCAUCCCGGGGGGCCAUGACCCUGCAGCCCUUUUCUUUUAAAGAUAAUCACUACCUGGCCCUGGGGAGUGACUAUACAUUCUCUCAGAUAUACCAGUGGGAUAAAGAGAAGCAGCUAUUCAAAAAGUUUAAGGAGAUUUAUGUGCAGGCGCCUCGUUCCUUCACAGCUGUCUCCACCGACAGGAGAGAUUUCUUUUUUGCAUCCAGUUUCAAAGGGAAAACAAAGAUUUUUGAACAUAUCAUUGUUGACUUAAGUUUGUGAAGGUGUGGUGGGUGAAAUUAAAAGACAUGUAGCAUUAGCUCUCACAAGAGAGGACCAAGAAAAAUCAACACACAAAUCAAAGCCAGGCUCAGAGCCCUGAAAUUAAAAAGCACUGACAUAGUUAGACGUUUUCAAACUUUUAGAACUCACAUUUUAAUCAGGGAUUGCAUUUAUUGGCUAACUGCAUGACAUGCCCCUUCUACCAUUUUAAAGAGCAUCUUAAAGCCUGUAAUUUCUGAGAAAAGAGUGCAGCAUUUACUCUUACCAUCUAGAAAUGUAAUAUGCCUUUUUUCCCCUUUUUAAUGAGGAAGAAGAAAAUUGGAUAAGAUGGGACAGCUCUUAUAAUGAAAUAAAAAAACAAACUUUGAGCCCCUCUCAUUCCACUUUAGCAAUCUUUUUGGUAAGAACUCUUAAAGCCAAAAGUCAGCUGAAAAGAUUUGCUGAUUAUUAGUUUAAAAAUCUUGUAACACUCAGCAGUGCUAUUUUGAGUCAUCCCAGUUUCCUAAAAGUAAUGCCCAGUCUUCCUGAAUCCUCCUUAAUAGCAGAACCUUGGUGAUUUUGUUGGCUCAUAUGAAUGCUUGUCAUGGAUACGUUAGCAAUUUAAUGUUUGACAUUGCUUCCUCUGCCACAAAGACAAUAUUCUGGUGACACAUGUCUAGACCCAGCACAGGCGGCAGGCCCAGCAGCGACUCAAAGGAGUUUCUCCCUCUUUCUUAUGGUUCAAAGCUGACCCUGUGGUGGCCAGAGCAGUAAUGCUUGUUUGAUGCUCUUCAUGGCUCAUCUGCUUCUCGGAACCCACCCGUUGAGUUUGUGGGUAACCAGCAGACAGGCCAAACACUGAAUGGUGCUUUUCAUUUCGUCCUUUAGAGGGAUGAAACAGUUAUUUCCGUCUGAUAAGCAUUUGGUAGAAUUUUUGAAGUGAGAUUUUACGAAGGCAAAGAGGACUUUACACAGAUCUUGACGUGCUUUGAAACCUAGAGGUGGUCCUUUGAUUGGUGCGUGUCCUUGCCCUCUGGACAACUGAAUAUUUCAAGUAAUCGAAUACCAACUUCCCUGCCGGCCCACCUGCCUUCCGCCCCGCUUGUGUAACAGUCCCGUUUUGUUGAGUUGCUGCUAUUGCAGCUGCCAGUGAAGCUCACACCAAAUCACAACCCAAGAUACUCAGAUAGGAAGACUCCCUCUCCCAGUACUUUCCCAAAGGAACCCCGCCCCCCGCCCCGCCCCCGGACGCACAUGCUCACAGGGCCCACGUGUUGGCCGUGGAAUCAGCCUGUGCAGGCUGGGGAUCUCAGGCUGAUCAGUAGGGGCCAGCUUUGGAGCCAGCCAAGCUGAAUCCCACACUCCAGGUCUGUGCUCAAGAAACCAGAUGGUGUAUUUCCAAAUGGGCCUCUCUGGUAUGGGCAAUAGGGAAGCUCCUGGGGUUCGGUUAUGUGGAAGAUUCUUAGUGGAUGUUCCACCUGGUUAGCUGGUUCUCUUCAGAGAAUAUAAAGUGAAUGCCUUUAGGGGUAGCUCUGAGAGAGAAAUCCAACAACUUCAUUCCUAGCCAUGAAAGUAGCACGAUCAUAUUGUACUGUAUUGUUAUUGUAAAAUGAUUAUUUGCCAUGUCAUGAGUAGGUAGAUGUUUUGCCACAAAUAUGAAUGUGUUUGUUGUUUCCUGACUUUAAGCAAUGAAGACUGAGACAAUAAAUAGCACUCAGAGAAUGAAGCAUUGAUGUUA